Molecule: messenger RNA, 1892 nt
Organism: Anopheles coluzzii
Lineage: Eukaryota; Metazoa; Arthropoda; Insecta; Diptera; Culicidae
Product: zinc finger protein 3 homolog
Exons: 6
Coding region: 96-1826 (576 amino acids)
Cellular component (GO): nucleus
Molecular function (GO): zinc ion binding
Source: RefSeq, a predicted model, not a curated record
UUUGGUCGACAAAAGGGUCGCUUCCUUCGCCUGCAGUUGCUUGGAAACCGCCGUGUUCACCUGAUCUUCCUGCACUGCGUACGGAAUCAUCCGGGAUGGCUACAUUCCGGCUGGAACACUUUCCAAAUGUGUGUCGCAUAUGCUUGCAGCACCAGCCGGAGAAUGUACUUAUCUCAGUGGAAUCGUUGCAUUACAACCAUGUGAAAAUGAUCGAUGUGAUAGACGAGCUGAUGGGUCCCGUUUUACCGGAGCUGCAUCACCAUACUCCUUCCGGUAUUUGUGAAUCAUGCUCCACAGAACUGAUCGCUUUUCUAAACUACCGAAAUCGGCUAAAACUCGUAGGGAAGUUUGUACAUGCCCUGGUUCAUUUGAGAAACGAUCACACAGUACCGCUGGAAAAUGUCUUUCGAGAUCAUCAGACGGAAUUGUUGAGUGUAUUGCACGAGCUAAACAUUACCGAUAAACUUGAGCUAGUCGUUCAAGAUUUGAUAGAUGCAUUCAAGGUGGCGCAGGACUCAAUGCAUGAUGCUGAACGAACUGAACAGAGCUCCACACCAUUCCAACAAACAACGAGCGACGAUGAGAGUGCAAGUCCAACACCCGAAGAGUUUGAAAUGUUUGAGUUGGAUGAAGAAAUGCUCCCCGAAGGAAUGAACGAUCGCAAUGAAGAUGAUAUUGCUGAAGAAUCUGUCGACGUGUUGGAGGCAAUAAGCGUAGCAAAAUCGGCUGAAAAUAAGUCUACCAGAACCCUACGAAGUAGGCGACAGAAAGGAGAAAUGCAUCAGUGUCAACAUUGUCCAUUUACAACACAUCUGCUGAAAGCGUUUAAGCAGCACACAAAGAAGCAUGAAAGCAAAGAACCCACCCAACACACCUGCAAGCGUUGCAACGAAACGUUCACCACAAAGCGCGACUUGCUGCAGCACAAACGGUCCACCCACCGGGAUCACAUGUGCGAUACGUGCGGGUUAGCGUUCGACACCAAGUUUGCGCUGGAAACACACCGCAAACGGCACGAACCAGUACGCCCGUACAAGUGCGAAUACUGCCCGCUGGAGUACUAUACCAAGGCGGAACAGCUGCUGCACGUUCGCCGGCUGCAUCUGAAAGCGUUCGAGGUAAGCUGCGCCGAGUGUGCGCUAACGUUCCGCACGAAGCAAAUGCUUGCGCAGCAUAUGAAAACGCACACGAACCAACGGACGCACACGUGCACAGUUUGUGGGUUUAGCUUUAAAUCACAUACGCACCUGAACCGGCACACGAAGGAACUGCACCGGGGGGUGGUGUAUGAGUGUGAUCAUUGCAGUGCGUCGUACCGGCGCAAGGAUAAGCUCCGAAUGCACGUGGAAAAAAUGCAUAAUAUUCAAACGUACUUUGUCUGUAAUAUUUGCCUCCAUUCGUACGAUACGGAUGAAAAGCUGCAAGAGCACAAAGCGCACCAUCAAAAUCCGAAAGAUUUACAGUGUGGAGUGUGUCUGGGGGCGUACAAGACGAGGGAGGAAUUCGACGACCAUCUAUGUAUCACGUAUCGUGAAAACUACGUAUGCUGCGAGCGCGAUUUUAGGUAUCACUUUUUCUACAACAAACACAUGUUCCUGGCGCACGGACAGCAGACGAACGUGCGCGUCAAACCCGCGGAUGGCAUGCUGCUGGGACAGUAUCGUGCAAAGCGGAAACAAGCAGAACGCUGUCCAAAAUGUGAGCAAGAGUUCCCAACCCGACAGCAGAAGAAAAAACACAUGCAAAGCUGUGGUGCGCUGGAGUACGAGGUCGUUGAGGUUUUUGUCCCCGAGGACAAUGGGAGUGUUACCAUCGGUGGGGAAUAGAAUGAUGAAAUCGACCGUGAUCAUCAUACUUUACAGAAAGACAUGCAAUUUGGGGUAUUUUUUUCA